This is a messenger RNA of Oppiella nova, 672 nucleotides long. NCBI's taxonomy places the organism in Eukaryota, Metazoa, Arthropoda, Arachnida, Sarcoptiformes, Oppiidae. The record is from the annotation of a GenBank genome assembly.
CAGCGUGUAGCGCUUGCGCGCGCGUUGAUAUUCGAACCAGAGCUCAUACUGAUGGACGAGCCGCUUGGAGCACUCGACAAAACGCUGCGUGAACAUAUGCAAUAUGAAAUAAAGCAGAUCCAUCGCGACUUGGGCGUCACCAUGGUUUAUGUGACCCAUGACCAAUCCGAAGCGCUUACGAUGUCAGACCGCAUUGCGAUCUUCGAAAAUGGAAAUAUCGUUCAGAUCGAUAAUCCGCGCGCGCUUUAUGAGCGUCCGGCCAACGCCUAUGUUGCUGGAUUUAUCGGUGAAAAUAAUAUGCUUUCAGGGCGAUCUAAUGGUUAUGAUGAAAAUGGUUGCCUUCUUGUCACUCUUGAUAGCGGCAACCCCAUACAUAUGCGCGAUUUGAACAAUAUAGAUGCAGGAACAGCCGUUACACUCGCAGUCCGUCCGGAGAAUAUUUCCAUCGGAGAAGCCGCUCGACAAAGACGUAAUCAAUGCAGCGCAACGAUAAGCGACGUCACUUACGUCGGAGAUCAUUUACGUCUGCUUGUUGACAUAGGUGCAGGUCAACAACUUGUCCUGCGACGACCCUUGAUCGACUUUCCGUCAGAGCCACAGCUCGGACAACCAUUACUUAUCGGUUGGAACGAUACAGACGGGUGUGUGUUCUUUAGUAGCAAAGCAGCCUAG